Molecule: messenger RNA, 876 nt
Organism: Lachancea fermentati
Lineage: Eukaryota; Fungi; Ascomycota; Saccharomycetes; Saccharomycetales; Saccharomycetaceae
Source: the annotation of a GenBank genome assembly
AUGUCUGCACCAACUAUGCGCACUACACUGCUUCUUACGGAGCAUCUAGGAUACCCUCCAAUAUCCCUUGUUGAUGAUAUCAUUAAUGCCGUCAACGAAAUUAUGUACAAGUGCACACAGGCAAUGGAGAAGUACCUCUUAGAGCGUCAGUCAGUCGAUGGAAAAGAUUAUACUGACGAGAUCAAAGUGGGAAUCGCGAAGUUGGAGACUUUGUGGGAAAAUUCUGUGGAUCGUAGCUUCGACAAACUGGAAUUGUACGUUCUUCGGAAUGUGUUACAAAUCCCAGAGGAUCUGCUAGAUAGUGGUACAUUCCGGCUCAAACACCACGAAUCACUUUUUCUGGAAAGUGAAGCCCAAACAGCAGCGUUAAUUGAAGAAAUCAAGUCAAAACAACGGCAGUUAGAGGAUUUUGUCAAGUUGAACAUUACCCUCAGGACUCAAUUGCAAGGCGCCAAGAAACUACGCGCGAGGGUUACCAAAUUCAAAAAGCUUACAACUGAUCUGCUGGAAGCUAGAGGGCCAGAUAACGAAGAAACUCAAACCAUCUUGAAAAGUUUACAACCGGUGGACGAAAGCGUUAAACUUCUCAUAUCGCAACUGCGUUCCAUUUACGUAAGUGCAGAGCGAAACUGCUCCAAUGAGCGGGUUGCGAACGUAGUAGCUUCCCAUACACAACUGAAAGAUGACAUUUCCUCUCGGAGAGGCUAUCUUAAUAAUGCAACUCAAAAAACAUUACAGAGCCUCUUGGGAGUACAAGACGAAAAUGAAGAGAGUCCAAUGAUUGAACAAGAAGCUGUGAUAUCAGACGUGGAUCCCAGAGAGAGCCCACUCUUUGACAAUCCUGAUUGGGAUGUAUUGAAGAAGCACGUAACAUGA